Haplochromis burtoni (Burton's mouthbrooder) is the source of this 2130-nucleotide messenger RNA. RefSeq names its product tyrosine-protein kinase transmembrane receptor ROR2. The annotation marks the transcript as partial. Gene Ontology annotation, molecular function: transmembrane receptor protein tyrosine kinase activity; ATP binding. Gene Ontology annotation, cellular component: signaling receptor complex. The transcript has a single exon. Gene Ontology annotation, biological process: positive regulation of kinase activity; multicellular organism development; protein phosphorylation. Lineage: Eukaryota; Metazoa; Chordata; Actinopteri; Cichliformes; Cichlidae. The record is from RefSeq and is a predicted model, not a curated record.
CAUCUGCAGCACCCAAACAUUGUUUGUUUGCUUGGCGUGGUCACCAAAGAGCAGCCAAUGAGCAUGAUUUUCACCUAUUCCAGCCUUGGUGACUUGCAUGAGUAUCUGGUAAUGCGCUCCCCUAACUCCGAUGUUGGCAGCUCAGAUGAUGACAAGACAAUCAAAUCCACUCUAGAGCAAGCUGAUUUUAUUCAUGUUAUCACCCAGAUUGCUUCUGGAAUGGAGUACCUUUCCAGCCAGCAGAUAGUCCAUAAAGACCUUGCUGCUCGAAACAUUCUUGUGUUUGAAAAACUCGGUAUCAAAAUCCUGGAUCUUGGGCUAUUCAGAGAUGUUUACUCUGCUGAUUACUACAGUCUCAUGGGAACAAGUCCUUUCCCUAUUCGUUGGAUGUCCCCAGAAGCUAUUAAGCAUGGCAAAUUCUCCACCGACUCUGACAUCUGGUCUUAUGGAGUGUUGCUGUGGGAGAUAUUCAGUUAUGGUCUUCAGCCAUAUUGUGGCUACUCUAACCAGGAUGUAAUUGACAUGGUGCGCAGCCACCAGUUACUGCCCUGUCCAGAUGACUGCCCGGCCUGGAUUUACAACCUUAUGCUGGAGUGUUGGAGUGAAGUCCCAGCCCGGAGAACUCGCUUCAAAGACAUCCAUGCACGUCUGCGCUCCUGGGAGAGCCUGUCCAACUAUAAUGGCUCUGCUCAGGUGUCUGGCACUAGCAAUAAUACUACCCAGACCAGCUCUCUUAGCACCAGCCCUGUUAGCAACCUUAGCAUAAAUACAACAAGUGCAUCAAGAUACACCAGCCCUAAAAAGAGCUCACCAUUCCAUCAGCCCCAAUUCAUGCCAAUAAAGGGUCAACUACAUCGGCCAAUGGUGCCCCCACAGCUCUACAUCCCUGUCAAUGGAUAUCACCCAAUUCCAGCUUACCCAUACCUGCAGAACUUUUACCCCAUGCAAAUACCGAUGGCAAUGCCACACCAGCAGAUCCACCACCCACAACAAAUGGUUACCAAAUCAGGUUCUCAGCAUAGUGGCAGUGGAUCCACAUCUACAGGAUAUGUGACCACUGUCCCUUCCAACACUUCUGCCACAGAGAGAACAGCAAUGAUAAAUGAGAACUCUAAGACCAACGAUGAAGAAUUGGCUGAUGGGGCAUCAGAGGAAGAACUGAACCAAAACCAGGACUUGGCAGUGCCAGAAACAGAAUUACUAGGUGAAAGUGAGGCUCCUCAGACUGAAGAAUUGGCGAUCCACUUGUCUGACACAUAACUGAAGGACAGUAGAUCUGAAAUAAUAUGCCAGCUGUGCUAUUUUUGCCCAAAAUUCUAUGAACACAUUGAAUGAAGGGAGCCAUUUUUCCACAACCGUGAAUAAAUGUCUUUGUAUAUAGUGUCCCAUGUUUGUACCUCUCAAACCCCUGUGAUGAAGUAAAAUGAAUUGUGCUAUUCCUCUUUUUUAAAUGUUGCCAUUUGGAAGAAGUGAUAUUCUUUCAGUUGCUGUGCAACAUAAAACUUGUUCUUAACUUUAGAAAAGUAUUUUAGAAUUUUUCUUACAAUGGUAGAUUGUUUACCUUCUCUAAUGCUCACGGUGUUACCAGAUUUUUAAUUUUCACGUGCCAGUGAGACAGUUUGUGUGGACUGUAAUAUGGAUGAUGAUCUUGCCAUCAGUGCCACCAUUAACUCUUGGAUGCCAUACCUUCAACUUACUCAUGGAAACUGAUUGUUAAACGAAGGCUGAGAUGAUUCCUAAAAGACUUUGUUCAUUGAAAUGAAAAAAUGGAUAUUUGAUAACUCAGAAGUGAAAAGGUUCUACUGUGCUGAACAAGUGUUUUGCAACUCUUGUACCCCCAGUUUUUAUGCUUGCUUUUUAUGUUAUUAUUGUAUUGUCUGUGAAUGCAGAACAACAGUUUAUGGUGUAUAGAACUGAUUCAGAAUUGAUUUUUCUUUCAUUAAAAUGGUUUCGUAUAACACACAUUUCCAUCCAUCAGAACAAUAAAGGUUUACACCCUUAUUUUGAUCAUUUUCAGGCCAGAGACAGUUUUUAUUCCUCACGACACGUGUUCCAUGAAUUUGGUACUGUUAACAUUAACUUUUAUACCCAGCUGAAUAGAUCUGUAAUUUAUUACUUUGGUUUGAUUUU